AUGGUGAGAAAGACAAACUAUGACUACGAUGACAGGAGUGAUGACGAGGAUUUUCAAAUCGGUGACGAAGUGGAGAUCCACGGUUUGCAAGGUGCCAAAGAAUUAAAUGGUCGGACAGGGCGAAUUGUGGCCUAUGUCGAAGAGACCCAGCGGUUUGGAGUGAAGUUAGACGGCGAGCUGGAGAACAAGGCAGUGCGCCCUGUGAACCUCCGCCGGCUAGACGAGGAGAACGGCGCCUCCGAACGAGCGCUGCUGGAAGCGCAGCUGGCGCAGGUGGUCGAGCAGCUCAAGGCCGCGGAGGAGAGCGGCGAGGACAAAAGCCUGUACCAGCGGAUGCUGGCUGAGCUCAUCCGGAAACUCAAAGACAUCGACGAGAUGACUGAGGCACGCGCAAAGCAGCGGGCCGCAGCGGCGGCCAAUGCUGCAGCCGCAGCGGCAGAGGAGGCGGCGGAGAGGGCGAAAAAAGCCCAGGAGGAACGGCCGGUGCUCGGCCCAAAACCUCCAGGUGCCUCGAAAGCUCCGGAGGGCCUCAGACCGCCGCCCCUGCCAAGGGAGCAGCAUCACCCACUGCCGCCAAAGCAGCAGAGGGAAAAGGUGGUCAGCGAUGCCAAGCUCGAGCUGCGACCGCCCGCUCCACGUCCGGGACCGCCUCCGGUGUUGCCGCAGAGGUCAGGCGGGAAGCUGAUCCCGCCCAAACCGAGCAAGCCCAUGUACACAGAUGAGCAUGAGUACCCGGACCCGACCAGGGCAUUUCAAGCCGGAAGGGUCUUCGCGGGCUCAAUUCUUUGUGGCAUCAUAGCUUCACAGGCUGAUUUAUUUCCUGCAACCUGGUUUGUUUGGACAUUCCUUACAGUCCACCUUGUCGGGGUGGCCUUCCUUACCGAUUAUGCCGGCCAAAGUGGGCUCGUGGCUCUUUGUGCAACCUUCGGGCUCCAUGCUGGCUUCGCGCUCAGCGAGUUUGCCCUCUGGAUGCUCGGCCUGGAUGGUUCCGAUUCAGUCGGCCCCUGGUCGGUCUUGGUUUUCUUUUGUUGCAUAUUGUAUUUUCACUCCUUCUGGAUGGAAUCCACGGUGCUGCCACCAGAUUACAUCACCAGCAUUUCGCUGUUUUUCCCGAUGUUUCCCGCGUUUAACGCGGCCGUUGCAUGUAGUUGCCUUGAGCUCUUCCUUGAAUGGAGAUGGUUUCCAGACUACAAGCUCUGGCCAUCCUUCGCCGUGCUUGGAGCUGCGAUGUGUGCUGCCGGCCAGGCGCUGAUUGCGAUCGCCUCGCGCACCGCCGACCGCAACUACUGGGCUAGUUGUCGCAACAUGCCGGAAGAGGAGGAGAGACCAGAAGACUUCGUGGGCUUGGAGAUCCCAGAUCGACGAAUAGUUCAGGAGGGAGUCUACCAGUACGAGAGACACCCGGCCUACCUGGGCGCAAUGCUCUGGGGCCUUGGCAUCCAGGUUGCACUGUGCAAUCCCGUGAUGGCAGUGAUCGUUGGCUUCGUGCUCUGGGCGUCGCUGCUAUACGUCGCCUUGGAGGAGGAGCAGGAGCUUUACGACGAGUUCAAGGGGGGAUACGCCAACUAUGCCACCUUGACUUCGUGCUGGAUUCCGCUCUUCAACACGUUCUUAGAAAACUCCGCCUUCCAACGGGAAAUGACCGAUACUUGUGAAGAAGAUCAUGAGAACAUGCAAGAGGAGACGGAGGAGGAGGGUGAGGAAGAGAUGGAUGACGACCUCCGAAGUGAGGACGACUUGCUGCCGACCUGGGAAGGAGUACCGAAAGGUGGAGCUCUCUGGAAUCGCCAGUUCCGCGAGCUUGGGUCCUAG
Molecule: messenger RNA, 1812 nt
Organism: Symbiodinium sp. CCMP2592
Lineage: Eukaryota; Dinophyceae; Suessiales; Symbiodiniaceae
Source: the annotation of a GenBank genome assembly